Messenger RNA from Alternaria conjuncta, 1053 nucleotides. RefSeq names its product casein kinase I (gene HHP1). The coding region runs from base 1 to 1053 and encodes 350 amino acids. Gene Ontology annotation, molecular function: protein serine/threonine kinase activity; ATP binding. Gene Ontology annotation, cellular component: nucleus; cytoplasm. Gene Ontology annotation, biological process: endocytosis; peptidyl-serine phosphorylation; signal transduction. The record is from RefSeq and is a predicted model, not a curated record. Lineage: Eukaryota; Fungi; Ascomycota; Dothideomycetes; Pleosporales; Pleosporaceae. The transcript is spliced from 4 exons.
AUGGACCUCCGCGUCGGCAACAAGUACAGAAUCGGCCGCAAGAUUGGUAGCGGCAGUUUCGGUGACAUCUACCUCGGUACCAACAUCAUCUCUGGUGAGGAGAUCGCCAUCAAGCUCGAGAGCGUCAAGGCGAAGCACCCCCAGCUCGAAUAUGAGGCCCGCGUCUACAAGUCGCUCGCUGGCGGUGUCGGCAUCCCCUUUGUCCGCUGGUUCGGAACCGAGUGCGACUACAACGCCAUGGUCUUGGACCUGCUCGGCCCUUCCCUCGAGGACCUCUUCAACUUCUGCAACCGCAAGUUCUCCCUGAAGACUGUUUUGCUCCUCGCCGAUCAGCUCAUCUCCCGCAUUGAGUACAUCCACGCCAAGUCCUUCAUCCACCGCGACAUCAAGCCCGACAACUUCCUUAUGGGCAUUGGCAAGCGCGGCAACCAGGUCAAUGUCAUCGACUUUGGUCUGGCCAAGAAGUACCGCGAUCCCAAGACGCACUUCCACAUCCCGUACAGAGAGAACAAGAACUUGACUGGUACCGCCCGCUACGCCUCCAUCAACACUCACUUGGGUGUCGAACAAUCCCGCCGUGACGACAUGGAGUCUCUGGGCUAUGUCAUGCUUUACUUCUGCCGUGGAUCCCUUCCCUGGCAGGGUCUUAAGGCGGCCACCAAGAAGCAGAAAUACGACCGCAUCAUGGAGAAGAAGAUGACGACUCCCACCGAGGUCCUCUGCCGUGGCUUCCCCAACGAGUUCGCCAUCUACCUCAACUACACCCGUUCCCUCCGCUUCGAUGACAAGCCCGACUACUCGUACCUCCGCAAGAUUUUCCGCGACCUCUUCGUCCGUGAAGGCUUCCAGUACGACUACGUGUUCGACUGGACCGUCUACAAGUACCAGAAGAACGCCCAAGCCAUCGCCCAGGCUGCCAACCAGGGCCAGGGCGAGGAAGACGACAAGGGCCGCGGACGCCACGUCACCACCACCGCCGCUGCCAACGCGGGCACGGCAGCUGGCACCAAGCGCGGUCCGGUCAACGCGCGCCAGGAGGGCACCGGAAUGUGA